Messenger RNA from Cinclus cinclus, 1962 nucleotides. RefSeq names its product RBBP8 N-terminal like (gene RBBP8NL). Gene Ontology annotation, molecular function: Y-form DNA binding; double-strand/single-strand DNA junction binding; single-stranded DNA binding. Bases 1 to 1962 code for a protein of 653 amino acids. Gene Ontology annotation, cellular component: site of double-strand break. The record is from RefSeq and is a predicted model, not a curated record. NCBI's taxonomy places the organism in Eukaryota, Metazoa, Chordata, Aves, Passeriformes, Cinclidae. Gene Ontology annotation, biological process: DNA double-strand break processing involved in repair via single-strand annealing; double-strand break repair via homologous recombination. The transcript is spliced from 13 exons.
AUGACCACGGAGAGUUUUGCAGAGUUCCUGCACAAGCUCAAGGAAAUCCAUGAAAAAGAGGUCCAAGGGCUGCACAGCAAGGUGACAGAGCUGACGACAGAGAAGUGCCGCGAUGCUCAGAGAAUUGAAGAGCUGUUUGCUAAAAAUCACCAAUUAAGGGAACAACAGAAGGUCCUUAAAGAAAAUGUAAAGGUGUUAGAAAAUAGGCUGCGAGCUGGUCUGUGUGACAGAUGCAUGGUCACUCAGGAGCUGGCCAAAAAGAAGCAGAAUGAGUACGAGACCUCUCAUUUCCAGAGCCUACAGCACAUCUUCAUCCUCUCAAACGAGACCAGUCGCCUGCGGGAGGAGAAUAAAACUCUCAAGGAAGAACUGAAGAGGCUCCGGAGCCUUGAGGACAGGACAAAGACCCCAGGAGUCUCCUCCAGAGAAAGCUGCUCCACACCAAGCUCCCCUUUGACUUUACUGUCCCCAGUGAGCAGGAAUGUCAGCACAGAGAAAGUAGAGCACAGGGAAGUAGAAGAAGCCCACCAGGAUGUGCCAGACCUUGAGCUCAGUGAAGAAAAGCCUCCAGAGAAGCUCCAGAGAAGCUCUCCAAGCAGCAGGACUUCUCCAGGCACUGUUCUGCAAGAAGUCAGCCUUGCAGAAAUUGCGUCCCAGAGGAUUUCCAACCAGCUGCAUGGAACCAUUGCCCUGGUGAGACCUGGCUCCAGACCCUGCCCCCUGGAAAAGAGUCCUUCAGAGGCAGCAGUGUCCCCACCAGCGAGGAAGACUCCUCUCCCUCCGGAGCGUGAGCACAGCCCCAGCCUCGAGGCUUAUUUAACAGCCAGCAAACUGGACUCCCCCAAGGUUUCUCCAUCCUAUGAAAAUCUCAAACUGAGUGCCCGGAGAGAACAGCUGUGCCUCCUCCACAAGCACCUUUCCCUGCACCAGCUGGGGCUGGCGAGUCACUGCACCCCGGCUGACCGGGACAGAUUCCCCAGCCACCUGCUCUGCACCAAAGCUGCCGAGGGCAGGACGCGGUCCCGGGACAGCUGGGAAGAGCACGCAGCCUUGCUGAAGCUCCCUGCCACCAUGGUGUACGUGAGGGACCAGCACCUGGAGGGGAAGCUGCACCUGCUCAAGCACCGGGAGCGGCUGCAGCAUCUCCUCCUGCAGCAGUGCCAGCCGGGCCAGCGGGCAGACGGCGACACAAAACCCCCGCCCGGCGAGCGGCCCCUGUCCCCGUGGCUGGGCAUCGCGGCAGGAUGCAAGGAGGAGAGGCUCUUCUUGGAGGAUGCUGCGGAUGGGAAGGAAGAGAAGGAGCUUUGGCUGAGCCGGGAGCGCUCCGAGCUGCGAGCGAAGGUGAAGGAGGCGAGGGACGAUGAUGCGGACGCGCCCCUGGACCUGUCCGAGUCUGGCCGCGGCAGGGACACGGACUGGCACGGCCGCCGGGAGAGCCCCGGGGACAGCGACCUGCGCUGCCCCUACCGCUGGCCCAGUGCCACCCGGCCGCUGCCUGGUGCCGCCAAGGAGGAGGAGGAGGAGGAGGAAGAGGAGGAGGAUGCAGCUGUGCUCAUGCUUUCACAGGCAUAUCUGACAAACAGCUCCACACCGAGCCACCCAGAGGCCCUUCCCGAGGCUGGGACGAGACGGGAUGUCAGUGCACAGAAGGGAGAAGCAGAUGACAACGAUUCCGAGUCUGGGAAGCAAGAAUCUGAUGAGCCAGACACGACGGACAGCGAGGAGAAGUAUGAAGAUGAGAUCCUGCAAGAAGCUGAGGCUGAUGGGAAAUACUUUUGCACCAAAGACAAAGUUCAUGUGCAUCAGAGAAAGAGGAAAAGAGGACAGGAUUCCUGGAUUAAAGGAUCUAAGAAGUCAAUGAGAGGAAAAAAGAAAAUCAAAGUGGAGCAAUGCCCGGUGGGGAUCACAAAGGAACUGGAGAAUUGCUCUGCUUCCCACAAUGAUCCCUCCAAGGAGAGUUAA